GAACUGAGGAAUCUUUUCCCCGGGCUGCCGCCUGCUGGAGGGAAGGACCGUGGUCCUUCGCGCAAGAGGCGUGGCUAGGGAGCGGAAGUGCGGAGCCCGGAAGUGUCUUCCUCCGUGCCGUGGCGGGCGGGGGAAGAAAGCUUGGAGUAAAAAUGGAUUUGAAAGGGGCGAAAAAGUGGAAGAUAAAGCGAAGUGCAGAGCGGGGGGAGGACCCGGAUGCCGGCCUCGGCCUGGAUGCGGCCGGAGACUACCUGAUUGGACAGGUCGCCAAGAGCUUGCUCUCCGGCAAGCGCCCUCCUGGAACCAGCGCCGGGAGACUGGCUUCCCUCUUCAGCGCUCCGGUACCACAAGUUCGACCCAUCUACGUGCCUGUGCCUCAAGAAACAUCUAAAAGGAAAUGUGAUGAGGAAGAACAAACUACAUCUCUGAUUCAAAGACCACUUUUACAAGAUCAUGUAAAGAAAGCGAAGGUCAAGAAGAAACUUUCUGAUGCAGAGAAAAAGUUGGCAAGCAGGGAAAAUGGUUUAGCAAGUGCUGAUUUAGAAGAAGAAAUUCUCCAAAAACAAGGACAGAAAGGGAAAAAAUCUCAAUCUACUGUUAAUGUAGCAGGUAGAAAAGUACUUGAUGUAGAUCACAACUUAGAUGGAAGUCAAAGAAAGAAGAUCCCAGUCAACCAAGAAGAAGAGAAAUUAAAAAAUGAGAGGACUGUGUUUGUUGGGAACUUGCCUGUCACAUGUAAUAAAAAGAAACUGAAGUCAUUUUUUAAAGAAUAUGGACAAAUAGAAUCUGUACGAUUUCGUUCUUUGAUUCCAGCAGAGGGAACUGUAUCCAAAAAAUUGGCAGCGAUCAAGCGUACGAUUCAUCCUGAUCAGAAAAACAUUAAUGCUUAUGUUGUGUUUAAGGAUGAGUGUGCUGCUACAAAAGCAUUGAAAAGAAAUGGGACCCAGAUUGCAGAUGGAUUUCGUAUUCGAGUUGAUCUUGCAUCUGAAACUUCAUCUAGGAAUAAGAGAUCAGUAUUUGUUGGAAAUCUCCCUUACAAAGUUGAAGAAACUGCUGUGGAAGAACACUUUCUGGACUGUGGCAGUAUUGUGGCAGUGAGGAUUGUGAGAGACCCAGUUACAGGAGUUGGCAAAGGCUUUGGCUAUGUGCUCUUUGAGAACACAGAUGCUGUUCAUCUUGCUCUGAAAUUAAACAAUUCUGAGCUAAUGGGAAGAAAACUCAGAGUCAUGCGCUCUGUUAAUAAAGAAAAAUUAAAACAAAAUUCAAAUCCAGGUUUGAAAAAUGUCAGUAAAUCCAAGAAGAGACUUACCUUUGCUCCCAAAGAUUCAGAGCAGCCUAAAAAGGCGGAAAGCCAUCCUUGCAGCAAAACCUGGGUGUGCAUGCGCUGUCCGCCGCGGCUCAAGAGCGGCACCACGCGCGGCUACCGCGUGGCCCGGCGAGCUGGGACGACCGAGCCAGCGGCUGUGCGCAGGCGCUACCAAAGGCGCCCAGUGUGUGUGUUGGGGGGUGGGGUUAACCCGGAAGUGUUCCUGCGCGGUCCUUCCGGUCUUCUUCAGCGGGCUUUGGCUGCGGAGGUACCAUUGCCUCUCAGGUUUGUGGCCGACCUCUCCGGAGCGGGCCCGCUGCGCCGGGCACAGUGA
Octodon degus (degu) is the source of this 1640-nucleotide messenger RNA. It is a transcript of the gene Rbm34, whose product is annotated as RNA binding motif protein 34. Gene Ontology annotation, molecular function: RNA binding. The transcript has 12 exons. NCBI's taxonomy places the organism in Eukaryota, Metazoa, Chordata, Mammalia, Rodentia, Octodontidae. The coding region runs from base 153 to 1640 and encodes 495 amino acids. The record is from RefSeq and is a predicted model, not a curated record.